Molecule: messenger RNA, 1638 nt
Organism: Teleopsis dalmanni
Lineage: Eukaryota; Metazoa; Arthropoda; Insecta; Diptera; Diopsidae
Product: putative mediator of RNA polymerase II transcription subunit 26
Exons: 2
Coding region: 36-1322 (428 amino acids)
Source: RefSeq, a predicted model, not a curated record
AUCCAGAUUCGCAAUUAGAGCGAAUAUAUCAAAACAUGAGCCCAGACUACCGAAUCUUUAUCAGACGUCGAGAUUUUUCAAGCUUAGAGCAAUUAAAAAUACUUGCUGAUGACUUCGAAGAGCUUCGCAGAGAACAGCAUAAAGUAAAUCGGAGCGGUAUACGAGGAGAAACUAUGGGCAGGUGCAUCGUAGUGGAGUCCCCAGAAACGAUGUCAUUGCAAAAUACUAUGAGAUGCAUACCCACUACACCAAUACGGAAUAAACUUAUCCAGCAUCAUAAAUCAGAGCUACCUAUCUUGAACAAGCAACAGAACCGACCGGCGGCAAAGCAAACAACAGCAGUAAGAACUAGAAUUACCAGUCCAUCAACAGAAUUAUUACCUAAGCCAAGCAUAAUAACACAGCAGAAGCAACGUAAAAAUUAUUUAGAGCAGAUGUCAUGCAAAUGUCUCGUACCAUCGCAAGAUCCAGGACCAAGCAAAGAAACUCCAGAAGUGUGUGAUUUACAUCAACAGGAACUCAUACAAAUGCAAGAGAUACAACAGGUGCAAAUUGAAGAAAUACAGCGAAAACAAAAUCCAAAACCUGUCAAUAAAACUCCGGAAAUACCUAAGCAACAGUCAGUCAGACAAGAUCCACGAGUUUUUCCAGUUCAACAACAUGUCGAACAACUACAGCACGAACGGCAACGCGAGACGCCAAACAAAAGAAAUCUAGAAAGAAUUAACCUAGUCCAAGUCAUACAAGAUAAACCGACGUUUCAAAUACCACCACCACAAAAACUCCAACAUGUUACAACUACUGAAGAAUAUACACAAGUGCAAAAGGCACAUUCGCAACGAAAUCCACCGCUCCAAGAAGAACAACUUAGGAAACCAUCGACCAAAUUAGUAAGAACCUCGUUUCUUUCCAUACCUCAAGAUCAAGUACACUCAGAGACGUCGCUAAUACCGCAACAGGAAAUGCCCGUCAAGCAAUCAGAUCAAUGUCAACAGGAGAUUAAAGUCAUCGAAAAUAAAACUACACAACAUCGAAUGACUCACAAAACCCCAAGUCCCAUUCAAGAAUCACAACGAGUUUCACAUCAAGGAAAAGAUAAUUCUACUCAACUGAGAGAAAAAGUAAAUAUCCCUAUGAUGCAAAUAAAAGAACAAUGUCUCAGAAGUUGGAAUUCUUCCAGCAAUCGAACUCAGCAAAAGCAAAUGGAAAGUCAAGGUGAACUCCAGCAGAGCGAUCACGACUAUAUUAACACGCAUCAAGACAAGUUUUACAAAGUGUUUAAAUCUUCAAAGAAACGAAAUAGAAAUCACUCAAGCAGGUAGUGGUUCAGAUCCAGUUAACUUUCCCGAAGAAGGAGGGAAAUGUAAGGAUGGAAAUUUACACUAAAUUUCCACCUACAUAAACGCUACAUAAACAUGCACUAAAAACAAUAACAACACGAACUAAAACACAUCAACACAACACAGUUUUUUAUAAAACGACACACUUUUUAUAUGGUUAUGUUCAAACUUGGAAAAAGUAGACUCACUGUCACAACCAUUUACCAAAACCCAAACCGCUUACAAGCCUUAAUAACAUCUCAAACUAAGCUGAAAUAAUAUUAAAAUGAAAUAUAAAAAUAUAAUUAAAUAAAUUAAU